Leptinotarsa decemlineata (Colorado potato beetle) is the source of this 558-nucleotide messenger RNA. RefSeq names its product plasminogen receptor (KT)-like. NCBI's taxonomy places the organism in Eukaryota, Metazoa, Arthropoda, Insecta, Coleoptera, Chrysomelidae. The record is from RefSeq and is a predicted model, not a curated record.
GAUGUUUAAGAGCUAGCAUUCAUUAUGUACUUGUGUAGUUUCAUAUUGAAUUCAAACCUUCAUAAGGUCCCCAUGUAAAUUUUUUUUGAAGUUGGACCUCGCGCCAAAAGUGAAAUCCUAACCUAACUAAUAUGGUCUAUUACGUUAUUGAUGUCACCGUAUGUGUUUACUUCUAUACGGUGACAUUGUCAACCAUAUAACAAAAUUGAAAAUUCAAAAGACUACCUACGCUGAAAAUGGGAAAUUCUUUUACUAUUAAUAUGGAAGAAAAUUUUAGGAGGAAUCAGGAAUUUAUCACAGAAAUGAAUACCAUAAAAAUUGAAAGGCAGUUGCAGAUGAGAAAUCAAAUGCGAGAAAGGCAAGUGGCUUUGGAAAUUGCAAAGUCUCGUGAAUUGUUCUACUGGUAUGGUGCAUUUUACCUAACAAGCAUCGCUUGGGCAGUUACAUGUUACAGGUUCAAAAGGAAACCAGUAUUUUUAACACCGUUAGUUCCCUUAACUUUUGUUAUCACCUAUCAGGCUGAUUUAGCAUAUGGCAAUAAACUACAACGAAUUAUAG